AUGGCCCUACACGCAACCUACCAAAGCCUCCUCCUCCCCGCCUCCGGCGCCCCCGUCUCCCUCGUCCCCUACAUUACCGUCGCCCCCAGCACCUUCCCCAAAGACGACGACUCCGCCCUCUUCGACAACCGCGCCUUCCAGCUCGUCCCUGACCUACGCCCCUACUGGAGCGGCGACUACCAAGACCGGCGCUUCCGGCGCUUCAUCGUGCGCUCGCACCCGCAGCCCAUGCUCGACGGCGAGUUCAUCAUCUACUACUCCACCAGCGCCGACAAGCCCGCCAACAAGACGAUCCUGGACAUGCCUUCUGUGCGCGACGCCAUCGAGCGCUCGGGGGUGAGGGUCGAGGACAGGCUGUUCUACCGCGGGGAUGUGCUGGUGGUGAGACUGGGUGAGGUGUGGGAGGAUGUGGGGUUCGAGGAGAGGUAUGAGGAUGUGAGGGGGGAGAUGGUGGCGGCGGUGGUGGAGAUGUUGGGGGAGAGGCUGUUUGCGCCGGGGUGGGAGGAGGGGUUCUUGGAGAGGCAGAGGAGGGAUGAUGCGUGGUUCGAGAGGCUGGCGAUAAAGGAGAGGGGGAUGAAGGAGCAGCUGUUUGCGGCUAUGUCGCCGGAGCAGAGGGAGAAUAGGCAGGUGAGGGAUAUGGUGGAUGUACUUGUGGCGUUGUCGGCAAAGGGGGACGAGGAGUAG
Messenger RNA from Morchella importuna, 684 nucleotides. RefSeq lists its product as uncharacterized. Lineage: Eukaryota; Fungi; Ascomycota; Pezizomycetes; Pezizales; Morchellaceae. The record is from RefSeq and is a predicted model, not a curated record. The transcript has 2 exons. Bases 1 to 684 code for a protein of 227 amino acids.